Leptinotarsa decemlineata (Colorado potato beetle) is the source of this 2551-nucleotide messenger RNA. RefSeq names its product wing blister (gene wb). Gene Ontology annotation, cellular component: basement membrane. Gene Ontology annotation, molecular function: extracellular matrix structural constituent. Gene Ontology annotation, biological process: axon guidance; animal organ morphogenesis; tissue development. NCBI's taxonomy places the organism in Eukaryota, Metazoa, Arthropoda, Insecta, Coleoptera, Chrysomelidae. The record is from RefSeq and is a predicted model, not a curated record.
AAGAGCUGCUCGUUCAUCGCACUUUUCUUGGAACAUGGACUCGUCAGAUUGGCCAUAAAGCACAGCAAUGGCCAAAGCGUCCUCUUACCUCACCACCAUAGAGUGAACGAUGCAAAAAGACAUGUCGUUGAAGUCGGUAUGACCCACAACAACGGCGUUCAAACGUACAGCUUGGUCUUGGAUGGUCAAACACCGAUCAUAGUGAGCAGGCAGGUGAAUAGGAGACACGUCUUCAAAAUAAAGGAAUCCAAACACUACUUGGGGGGCGUUCCACCUACGUUCAAUAGGUUGUGUGUUCCCAUCAACAGUACGUCGCUGUUGGGAUUCCUAGGACAAACUUCGCAGAAGGAGAAGCUCACGAAUGAGACUAUUUCUUAUGGGGUGGUGAAAACUAAGCAUGAAGCAAUAGACUUCAGUCAAGUGUGGAUCCACCAGAAUGGGCACAUGGACAUUAACACGCCCAUGGAAAAGAUCAACAGCAUCAGCUUCAUCCUGAGACCUACCAGCUCAGACGGACUCAUCAUGAAAUUCCUCAAGAAUAAUAAUAAUGAAGACAAUUAUAUAGCACUCAGCGAGCUGAAUAUUGUCAUCAACGGUUUAAGAUAUGAUAGUACGAGUCUCAUUUUGAACGACUACAACAACGUUGAAUUGAACUUUGCCAAGAACAAGAAAGAAUUGACAAUUAAUGGCAAGACUGAAGAUUUGAAAGGCAGAGGAAGAAUCGGUGUGGACUGGAUUCAAAUCGGAUCAUCAGACAAGGGUUUCAGUGGAGGAAUUCGGGAUAUUUUGAUAAAUGACAGAUUAUUAACUUUCAACGAAACAUCAGUUAGAGGAUUCUCCAACGUGGAAAUAGGCAGAGAGAAACCUCUUCCAAAAACCAACAUCUACGUGAAAAGUUUAACCAUGCUCAAAUUGACAAACACCAUGCAAAACACGGAGAGAUGCGUGGAACUCAACAGUUACGAAACAAUGAAUGAUUCUGUAAAAUUUGGUGACAAGUUCAACAGCUACACUCGCAUCAGAACGAAUUUCUGGAGAACAAACUAUUUGCUACAGUUGGACUUCAGAACGGUGUAUCCCAAUGGAGUGAUAUUUAUAACAAGCAACAAGAAAAUGAACUACAUAUUCUUGGAGUUGAAAGAAGGCCAGCUGAGGUUGAACAUACGUGGGAGAAAGAAGAGGAUCAAAACCCUGCCGAUAGCAUCCCAACAAAAGCUGAAUGACGGUGACUGGCAUAACAUACGGCUAACAAAGAAGUUGAAGAAACUUUCAAUCAUUCUUGACAAGGAAUCCAAACCCAGUAGAAUUAGUGUGGGAAUCAAACCAAGGGACGAGAUAUACUUCGGAGGAGUACCAUCCAAUUCGGAAUACAUGAUGCUGAAGGAUUUGAAAACCAGACUCCAUCCUUUCCGAGGUUGUAUGAAAUCACUGAAAAUCGACAACGAGGAGAAUAUUUUUUCGAAAAAUGGUAAAGACGUAAUACAUUCAAAUGUCGCCCGUUGUUUCUCGAAUGUUGAAGAAGGAGCAUAUUUUGCCGGAGAUUCUUACGCUAUAUACAAGGAAGACUUCCAAGUAAGCGAAUUGCUGGAACUCAGCUUCGAAUUCCGCACCUCAGAACAAAACGGCAUUCUCCUGAGCGUUUCAAAUCACGGCGACUAUCCAGCUCUAUCGGUGGAGCUACAGAACGGAGCUAUGGUCAUGGCAGUCAACAUAGGAAAUGGAGUAGUAUCAAACGUGACCAAUAAUCUCGAUUCGGACUUCUCGCUGUGCAACAACAGAUGGCACAACGUGACUGCCCUGUAUUCCACUUUCGAACUCACGGUCAAUGUGGAUGGAAUCAGGAAGAGCUGGGUGCAAUCUGAUAUCAAUUCCACUAUGGAUGAGAUGGAAGCGCCUUUGUAUAUUGGUGGAUUGCCAGAUGAAGCGCCAAUUGGUACCUUAAAAUCCGGAACAAAUUUCAAAGGCUGCAUAAGGAAGUUGAAAAUAGAAAACCACGUGAUGGACUGGUCAGAUAUGAAAGAACUGAACAACGUUUCUUUGAAUUCAUGUCCAACAGAUCACAGCUAGAGAAAAAAUUGUUGGAGGUGUUCAUAUGUCAGUUUCAUGUUUGUAAGUUUUCUCAAAAAAGUAAAUUCAAAGGUAAGGUGAAUUGGGCAAAAUAUUGAAUAUAAUGCAACUCCCUGAGCUCAACACAAUAGGGCACUUUUCAUAGACGAUUGAGGACAAGGUACUUUUUUGAGAUAAUCUGCAAGUAAUUACAAGACUAUGGAGUCGACUUAUUGUAAUAACCAAACCAAACGAAAAUCGAUAGUAUUAUAUACCGAAAUGUAUUAUAAAACCUCAUUGUCAUUACAAAUUGUACAUAUCUAAUGUAUAUAAUUAUUUAAUUUUCAAAAAACUGCCAUAGAUUAGUAAGUGUAGGUAAUGUAAGUAGUUUAUGUGGAUUAUUUGUAUAUAUUUUCGUAAAGUGUUUUUUUUUCGACGACGUCUUUGAGUUGAUCGCUGACUUACUAUAAUUUAUUAUGGUCUUCAGUUCGGGAAUUUCAGCUGU